Telopea speciosissima is the source of this 1380-nucleotide messenger RNA. RefSeq names its product damage-control phosphatase At2g17340-like. The transcript has 12 exons. Gene Ontology annotation, molecular function: ATP binding; pantothenate kinase activity. Bases 10 to 1233 code for a protein of 407 amino acids. NCBI's taxonomy places the organism in Eukaryota, Viridiplantae, Streptophyta, Magnoliopsida, Proteales, Proteaceae. Gene Ontology annotation, biological process: coenzyme A biosynthetic process. The record is from RefSeq and is a predicted model, not a curated record. Gene Ontology annotation, cellular component: nucleus; cytosol.
CCUGUAAUCAUGGGAAGUUCUUCGGCAUUGGUUCGAUUUCCUUUGUCGAUGACUUCUAUCAGAUCGAGUUACGGAGUUGAAACUAAUAAGAAAUCACUCAAUAGAAGUGGUGGUGAGGGUUUGAAGAUCUUGGAGAGAGCUCCGGCAUUGGUUCGCUUUCCUUUGUUGAUGACUCCGAACGGAUCGAAUUACAAAGCUUGUACCAUUCCUUAUAGAUUCCCAUCUGAUAAUCUUUGGAAGCUGACUCCAACUGAGGAGACUUGGAUCGAUGUUUUCUUAAAAUCGGUUCCUUCUUUCAGGAAACGAGCAGAAAGUGACACUACAGUCCCUGACGCUCAUAUUAGAGCUGAAAAAUUCGCUCAAAGGUACACAGAGAUACUUGAGGACUUCAAGAAAGAUCCUGAAAGUCAUGGUGGACCCCCUGAUGGCAUUCUUCUUUGUAGGCUUCGUGAGCAAGUGCUCAGGGAAUUAGGAUUCAGAGAUAUAUUCAAGAAAGUCAAGGAUGAAGAAAACAGUAAAGCCAUCUCACUCUUUGGGGGUGUAGUUCGGCUUAAUGAUGCCAUUGAAGAUGAAGGACAACGUAUAGAGAACUUGGUUAGAGGCAUUUUAGCAGGGAACAUAUUUGAUUUAGGUUCUGCAGAGCUUGCAGAGCUUUUCGCUAAAGAUGGAAUGUCCUUUAUGGCUACUUGUCAAAAUCUUGUGCCUCGACCUUGGGUUAUUGAUGAUUUAGACACAUUUAAGCUCAGAUGGAGUAAGAAAUCCUGGAAAAAGGCUGUAAUUUUUGUUGAUAAUUCUGGUGCAGAUAUCAUCUUGGGAAUCCUGCCAUUUGCCAGAGAGUUACUUCGACAUGGUACACAGGUUGUUUUAGCUGCUAAUGACUUGCCUUCAAUCAAUGAUAUAACCUACCCGGAACUCAUCGAGAUUAUUGCAAAGUUGAAGGAUGAGAAUGGACAGCUCAUGGGUGUUGACACUUCAAAUCUUUUAAUUGCCAAUUCUGGUAAUGAUUUGCCGGUUAUUGAUCUCACUAUGGUUUCACAAGAGCUUGUUUACUUGGCAAGUGACGCAGACCUGGUUGUCAUGGAAGGGAUGGGACGUGGGAUAGAAACAAACCUUUAUGCUCAAUUUAAAUGUGAUUCUCUCAAGAUUGGAAUGGUGAAGCACCUAGAGGUUGCUCAGUUCUUAGGUGGAAAGCUCUAUGAUUGUGUCUUCAAGUACAAUGAAGUUUCAAGUUAAUUGUUAACAUUACUUUUUAUCCAAUUUAUUACACAUGUAAGCCUUUAACACUGCUCUUGUAGAAGUGAGAGUUUGAACAUGUAUUGAAGUCUUGUGGCCUUUAUAUCUAAACAAUAAUAGAAAAUCAGACAUGAGCUACAGUCAGUC